CAGCAUAAACAAAAACGUUUGGCGCCUUUUCUAGAUACAAAAUUCCCGGCGGAUGCCACCGCUACUACCACGUGAACACAACAGCAGUCCAAUCAGCUGGUAAAUCAUAAAACCGCCCGCCCGCCUCUGUCUAUUUACUCUUCCGUUGUUUUAAAUUAGGCUUUUAUGUGCAAUGUUUAUAACUUUUCGAUUACAUUUCUUUAACGAAUUGUGAAGUUAGUGUUAAUAUCACGAUAUUGUGUUACAAUUAAAAUAACAGAAUAAUUUCAUUUGAUUUUUCUGACCUUCGAAGUUAACCCAAAACUAAUGUCGCCAUUUUGACCAUACAAAUCGAGUUUAGUAGGUAUUGUUAUUUUGUUUGGUCAUCAACAAAUGUUUAAAUGUUACAUUAGUGAAUUACGUAAAUGGACCUACAUUUACGAAGAAUACGGAGAAAAUGUCUCAGACGAAUAGUACUGUAAAUUUUCUUAUACAUGACGCUAAUGGGCAUCCUCAGAUGGUAAAAGUUGUUCAAAAUACUAAUAAUCAGUCUCUUGCUCAACUAAAAAUUAAACCUAAUCCCGUCAAAAUUAUUAAACUGCCAGCAUCAGCUGAGGGAAUCAAUAAGACAUCAGUGUACCGGGCAGUAAAGUUGACUGGAAUCAAAUGUGCAUCAAAGUUUUUACAAGUUGACAAUUUACCUAACUUACAAGCUAUUAAGGUUGAACCUAAGGACCCUGAGGAAGAAAAUCAGGCACAACCAGAACCAUUGUCAGAACUGAAAUAUAUACAGGCAGUGCCUGACCUAAGUUCUAUUCCAACAAAGUCUGAUAAUUUAGUAACAAGCACUGGUAAUAGCUUGUCUCCUGCCAUGUCUCAUGCUUCAAGAAGGAGACAUGAUUCUGAUAAUGAUCCUCCAGCAGAGUACACCACAAAGAGACGUAAGCAUGCAGACAAAGUUGGCAAGGGCUUAAGGCAUUUUUCAAUGAAAGUUUGUGAAAAGGUCAGAAAUAAAGGGUUCACUUCAUAUAAUGAAGUUGCAGAUGAAUUAGUGCUUGAAUUUGCAGCAGGGAUGCAUGGUUCAGCAGAUAGCCAACAAUAUGAUCAAAAGAACAUACGCAGAAGAGUUUAUGAUGCAUUAAAUGUUUUAAUGGCAAUGAAUAUAAUAUCUAAAGAAAAGAAAGAAAUAAGAUGGCUUGGAUUACCUACAAAUAGUGUACAAGAAUGUACCGCAUUGGAGAAAGAAAAACAGUCUAAAUUAGAGCAAAUACAAAAAAAGACACAACAAUUACAAGAACUUAUAUUGCAGCACAUUUCAUUUAAGAGUUUAAUAGAGAGAAAUAAAGAAGCUGAGAGCAAAGGAGUUAAGCCAUCUCCUUCGUCAGCUAUCCAUUUGCCAUUCAUUGUUGUGAAUACUAGUGAUAAGGCUUUAAUUGACUGCAGUAUUUCUAAUGAUAAGACAGAAUACAUGUUUAACUUCAACAAACGGUUCCAAAUACAUGAUGACAUUGAUAUUUUAAAAAGAAUGGGUUUGCUAUUUGGUUUAGAUAAAGGUGAAUGUUCAGAAGAAGACAUAGAGAGAGCGAAAAGUAUGGUUCCAAAAUCUUUAAAAACAUAUGUGGAACAAAUGGGCAGAGGAGUAAUUACAAAAUUGUCCACAAUGCUGGAAGACGGUGACCUCGACGACGAAGGUGGCGAAGAAGACGAUGCGAUUGAAGGAGAGGCGGAAGGAGAGGAGGAACAAGAAGAAGCGGAGGGUAAUGAAUACAGCGACGACAGCAGCGAUGUUGACGUGUAGCGGGCCAUGCGUCGUAAACGCCAUGCUGCACCUUAAUAACUAUUUUGUUUAUAUUAACUAGGUGUUACUGUUGCAUGUGGGCUAAGUUUAUGUAAAAUGCCACACAGUUCAAACAUUAUAUUAGCUUAAAACAUAUUUUGACACAAUGUAAUAAUUUAAUAUUAUAUUUAAAACAAUUCCAAUAAUGCAAAUUCGAUUUAUAUAGUAUAUUUUUUCGUUAUUCUUUGAUUGCUGUAUAAUCACUUAACACUAUUUGUGUACUUUAGAUCUAUUCAUAUAUCGAAAACAGUAUUAGAUGAUGAUUAGGAAUUCUGGGAUAUGAAACUUAAUUUCUCUUUUCAGUUUUUCUAGUCUCAAUUUGUGUAUGAUCUCGAGUGCAUCAAAAAUGUACAUCUAAACACUUGUUUUUGUAAAAAUGUUUUUAUUAAAGAAAAUGUAUACGUGCAUUGGGCAUGUGUCUGUGUAUUUUCACUCUUUUAUCAGAUUGACGACUUUUGUUCAUUAAUUAUAAUAGUGGAUGGUCUGUGUAUGUGAAACCAAUUAUAGUGAAGAGAUAUGGACAACAAUUGUUCUGUUAUUUCUAAGAGAUUUUUAUUUAAAAUGGAAUUGUUUUAAUGAUAAGUGAAAUAAAUGUCAAUAAAAAUAUAAAUGUUUUAUUUUA
Molecule: messenger RNA, 2438 nt
Organism: Spodoptera exigua (beet armyworm)
Lineage: Eukaryota; Metazoa; Arthropoda; Insecta; Lepidoptera; Noctuidae
Source: the annotation of a GenBank genome assembly